Schistocerca cancellata (South American locust) is the source of this 1029-nucleotide messenger RNA. RefSeq names its product pyroglutamyl-peptidase 1. Gene Ontology annotation, cellular component: cytosol. NCBI's taxonomy places the organism in Eukaryota, Metazoa, Arthropoda, Insecta, Orthoptera, Acrididae. Gene Ontology annotation, biological process: proteolysis. Bases 156 to 785 code for a protein of 209 amino acids. Gene Ontology annotation, molecular function: pyroglutamyl-peptidase activity. The transcript is spliced from 4 exons. The record is from RefSeq and is a predicted model, not a curated record.
AAUAUUUAUCGAAAUGAAACAGAACUUAUUUUCUCGCCGGUAUUCAAGUCUAAGUUGGCAACAUGUUGGAACUUAUAAAGUGCACAAUGUGAUCUCGUGACAGGGAUUAUUGUUUAUCGCGCUCAUAUGGAUAGGUAAAGCUGUGAAUAAUAGGUAUGCCCGGAACCAUUGAAGAAUGUGUUGUUGUCACCGGUUUUGGGCCUUUUCAAGGCCACGACAUCAAUGCAAGCUGGGAGGCGGUGAAACUUUUGCCAGAACUAGAAUCUGAGGAACAACUUGGAGUGAAACUGAUAGUAAUGAAGCUUCCUGUUGCGUACGAAGAUGUUGUUAAAAUGAUCCCAGCAAUUUGGACAGAACACAAACCAAUGUUAGUUAUCCAUGUUGGUGUAUCUGGUCUGGCAGACAAAAUAACUCUUGAGAAAGUGGCACACAGAUCAGGAUACAAAAAAGCUGACAUUUUUGGGCAGCUACCAGCAGAAGGCGAAUGUUGUCUUGGUUGCAGUGAUGAAGCUUGUUCCUCAUUGGAUGUUGAGCAGAUAUGCUGUAAACUGAAUGAAAGCGAAUGUGGACUUACUUCUUCAGUUUCAUCAAAUGCAGGAAGGUAUCUGUGCGAGUUCACGUACUAUUCCUCAUUAAGUAUUGAUAAUUCUCGAACACUCUUUAUUCAUGUACCUGAUUUAAAUAAGCCUUACUCAGCACUAGAACUUGCCAGAGGAAUAAAACAAAUAAUAAGUAUCAUUCUUAAUGACAUACGUGGCACAGACCAAACCACAAAUCAUCUGUAGAUGGUACAUUCAAAAUUCAGAGCAUCAUUUUAAGUAACCAAGGAUGUUUAAGCAUAAUGAGAUCAUCAUCACAUUGAACCUAAAUUAUAUCUACGGUUGCUGGAAUGAUCAGUAGAUGCAAAGGGGUUAUUCAUUCCAAGAUCUGAUGCCCACAUUCUGUUAAGAGAAUGGAUAUUCAUUUAUGAACAAUUACUGAUAUCUAAAAAAAAUAUAUUUGGUGGGACUUCACAUAUCACAAAGGUAG